GCAACAAAUCUUCUCGAACGCACACCCCACCAGACCACAAACCGCUAGUCUGACCUGAUACAUAUAACAAACUGUGUUUGAGUUUCACAGAAACAGUAAGGUCACACAGCCUGAGCUCGACACUCGACUGUCAGGUUUGCUUGAGACUCAUCGUGUCUUUACCCUUUUCCUUCAACUCCACAAUGACUGUCAACAAUAGCACUAACAAUAGCACCGAUUGCUCGUGGUUUUCCCCGGAACUACAACACUGGAAAAUCAUUGCUUAUGCGGUUAUUGGAUUCUGUUGUGUGUCUGGUAUCCCUGCUAACAUCGCCGUGAUAGUCAAACUCAGUCGGCAUCUACGCGGCUCCUCCAUCUCGCAGCGCCUCUUCUUCCACCUGGCCCUGUCGGACCUCCUCUGCCUGCUGUGCUUGCCGGUCGGCAUGGUCAUUUUGUACAGGCCACGUCUACCUAUCUAUCUAACUGGCGAAGUCUGUCAGCUUGUCUUUUACGUCUUUGUGUUCUGCAUCAACACCAGCUUAAACAUUCUGGUGCUGAUCAGCAUUCAGAGAUACUAUCAGGUCAUUCAUCCCCAAAAGUGGGAGAAGGUGAACCGGACAUGGCAGCGCAUUUUACUCUCCUCUGUGUGGAUACUCGGAGGCCUUAUGGCUCUUCCAGUACUGUUUUUUCUGACCAAGGUGAACAGCAACGAGGGAAAUCAGAACGACAAUCACUGCGAGAAUCAGAGGGUCUCACCAGUGCUAGAAGCGAUCUACAUCGGUUUUGUAGUUUUCAGCCAUCUGGUACUGUUGUCCUGUUACCUAAUGCUUGUUAAAGGGGUUCAUCGAAAGAAAAUGUCUGUCAAGAAAAAGCCUAGGGUUACCAGACUCUUCAUACGAAUCCUCUUUGCCUCCCUGAUUGUUGGCUUUUUGCCCCUCAUUCUUCGAGUGUUUUACGUCUUUGCGAGUCUCACAGAAUCAGAGCAUCUGCUUUGUCUCAGCAGGAAGCUGACGUUUGUGGAAUGUUUUUACUUCCUCAUAUACUGUAUGAAUCCAUUCCUGUAUUUCUUUUCCUCUCGACAUCAAAGACGAGAAAGCUUCCGUCAGAAAAAGAGGUUCCUCAUGCCUCUUGAUGACAGCUCCUAAUGUGCUCCCUGAAUCAUGAAUAACAUCUUCAGCACCUUCAUACUAAUUAGGCUUGAUAGACAUUAAAAUGUUAUCAUGCAAUUUGAACUCAAUGUAUAUUAAUAUAAUGUUAAUAUAAAUACAGAACUUCUCUUGG
Messenger RNA from Mugil cephalus (flathead mullet), 1260 nucleotides. RefSeq names its product G-protein coupled receptor 183-like. The transcript is spliced from 2 exons. Gene Ontology annotation, molecular function: G protein-coupled peptide receptor activity. Gene Ontology annotation, cellular component: membrane. The coding region runs from base 183 to 1124 and encodes 313 amino acids. The record is from RefSeq and is a predicted model, not a curated record. Gene Ontology annotation, biological process: neuropeptide signaling pathway. Lineage: Eukaryota; Metazoa; Chordata; Actinopteri; Mugiliformes; Mugilidae.